This is a messenger RNA of Symbiodinium pilosum, 371 nucleotides long. The record is from the annotation of a GenBank genome assembly. NCBI's taxonomy places the organism in Eukaryota, Dinophyceae, Suessiales, Symbiodiniaceae.
AUGGCGAUGACACCUGAGUACGAUUACCUCUUCAAGCUACUUCUCAUUGGUGACUCUGGCGUUGGCAAGUCCUGCCUGCUGCUGCGUUUUGCAGAUGACACCUACACGGAGAGCUACAUCAGUACGAUUGGUGUUGACUUCAAGAUCCGCACCCUCGAUUUGGAGGGGAAGACGGUGAAGUUGCAGAUCUGGGAUACAGCCGGACAGGAGCGAUUCCGUACGAUCACCAGCAGCUACUACAGAGGUGCUCAUGGCAUCAUUGUGGUCUACGACGUCACGGACAAGGAGUCCUUCAACAAUGUGAAGCAUUGGAUGCAGGAGAUUGACAAAUAUGCAGCUGACGGUGUCAACAAGCUGUUGGUCGGCAAUAA